UCUGUUUCUAUUUGAGCUCGACUCUCUCAGACGGCGGUCAUCAUGGCUCGCUACAGGAGUUACUUACGAGGACUCGCCAUCUGUGUCACUGUGCUGCUACUGGUGUCUGGUGUGGUGAUGAUUGGCGUCGGGUUUUCCUCCAUCGAUGGUAACACACCGGUUGCCGAGCUGUUUGAGCAGCUGUCCAGCAGCGACAGUCUGCUGGUGCUGCAGGUGUUCGGUCCAAUCACUGUGGUUCUGUCUGUUCUGGGCGUCUGUGCUGCGUCUCUGGACCUCAAACCUCUGCUGCUGCUGUUUUCUGCUCUCAUAUUCGUGGAGUUUGUGGCUCUCAUGGUUGUUGCCUCACCGCUGGUUCAGGUUCAAGCUCAGAUGGACGGUGCGGUGGACGAGGUGUUCCUGAACGUAACUCCCCUGCACAGAGCAGAGCGUUACAUCCAGACUGAACUAAACAAACUGCAGGCCUCCGACUCUUGUUGUGGUUUGAGGAGUUUUGAGGACUGGGAGAAUAAACUUCCUGACGGCUGUUUCUGCCCCCCCGCCUUACACCUGCCGCCGAGCUCUCAGCCUGGUAACUCCAGCUCAGACGGGCCCUGUGUGAUGGUGGGCCGAGCUGUAUGGGUUCACUCCGAGCCCUGUGGUCCCAUCCUGAAGAGCUACCUGAGCUUCCCCAUCAAACUCAGGAUAGGAAUCAUUUCAGCCGUCGCCACCAUUACGAUGGCGGCCAUCGCUCUGUGCCUGACGUUGGGUCUGGAGGAAUAUUGGAAGACGCCUCCCGUAGAGACGACAGUCGACGACUUCGACAGAGUGAAAUAUCAACCCAAACCUUCCCUCGCCUGACCUCUGACCUCUGACCCCUCACAACCCAGGCUUCAGUUCAAACUGCUGGUGAUGAUCGAAAGAGUUCAAUAAAACUACGUCACCCACUCUCUCUGCAUCUGAAUCUUUUUCCAGGACAGCAUAUUUAUAUUUGGCAGAAUGUUUGAACAUUUAUUUGUAAAGCAUUAAUCUAUAUAAAGAAGGCGGCUGGUUGUGAUGAAAUGUUUGGUCCUCGUGUUUGAAAAGUGUGUUUUAAAUAAAGUUUAUUUUAUAAGUGA
This is a messenger RNA of Cottoperca gobio, 1094 nucleotides long. RefSeq names its product CD63 antigen-like. Gene Ontology annotation, cellular component: plasma membrane. The transcript is spliced from 9 exons. Lineage: Eukaryota; Metazoa; Chordata; Actinopteri; Perciformes; Bovichtidae. The coding region runs from base 43 to 837 and encodes 264 amino acids. The record is from RefSeq and is a predicted model, not a curated record.